This is a messenger RNA of Halichondria panicea, 7012 nucleotides long. RefSeq names its product talin-1-like. The record is from RefSeq and is a predicted model, not a curated record. Gene Ontology annotation, biological process: cell-cell adhesion. The coding region runs from base 89 to 6871 and encodes 2260 amino acids. Gene Ontology annotation, molecular function: actin filament binding. The transcript has 48 exons. NCBI's taxonomy places the organism in Eukaryota, Metazoa, Porifera, Demospongiae, Suberitida, Halichondriidae. Gene Ontology annotation, cellular component: cytoskeleton; plasma membrane.
GUUGCUGGAAUGCAAAGAAUGCUGUUGAGGUUAAGUUGUUUGACCACCACCAUGCUCUAGCCACGUCUGACUGGGACAACUGACAGCUAUGCCUCCACUACUUCUAAAGAUAUCCGUUGUGGGAGGAGUGACCAAGUUACUGCAUUUUGAUAAGUCAAUGACAGUGUUUGAUGCAUGCAGACACAUCCGGGCAAAGUUAGCAUCGUCAAGUCAACAACAAUCUGACCAGACGUACGGCUUGUUUCUCUCAAAGGAAGAUCCAACGCUAGGCAUAUGGCUCGAGAAUGGCAGAACUUUGGAUUCCUAUAAAUUCAAGUCAGCAAAAACGUCACUGGAGUAUCGUUCAAAGCAGCGACUAAUACGUGUCUGUACGUUGGAUGGGGCGACACGGAAAGUUGUUAUCGAUGGUAGUCUACCGGCACUGGAAAAUAUCAGAGCAGUAUGUGCACGAAUAGGAAUUCAGAAUCAUCAAGAAUUCUCUUUCACAGUGGACAAAGACUCACAGAAAUCUACUUUUAAACGAGCCGAUAAACCCAGUGCAGACAGAAAGCUUGACACCCUCCGAAAAGAAAGGCACACUCACGAUUUCUUGCACUGGGUGGACCCUCAUAAGACACUGAGGGAGCAGGGACUGUUUGGAGACUCUGUGGAGCUCACUCUCAGGAAGAAGUACUUCUUUUCUGACGAAGACAUUGGAGCCAAUGACCCAGUUCAGCUGCAUCUCCUCUAUACCCAGACUAGCGAAGCAGUGACCAAUGGAGUGCAUCCAGUUACCAUAGCAGAGGCCCUAUCUUUGUCAGCUCUAAGAUGCCAGGAAAUGUAUGGAGAUUACCUGGAAAGGAAAUUCCAGAAAGGAUCCAUCAGAUCAACUUUGAGAGGUUUUCUACCAGUGGAAUACAGAAAAGACACAAGAAAAACAAAAGCCAGCUUUCUAUUGGAGUAUCAAAAGCUGGCUGGUCUCGAGGAUUUGUCAGCCAAGUUCCAAUACAUUGAAAAGUGUAGAAAGCUAGACACCUACGGAACGUCAUUCUUUGCUGUCAAAGAAAAGGUUCCUCGACGAAACAAGCUCCACCCUGUCCUGCUCGGAAUCAAGAGGGAGUGUGUGCUCACACUUGACAUUAAAACUAAAGAGGUUCUAGAGAUGUGGGAACUCCAAACCAUCCACAGCUACUUCUCCACUCCAACAAGCUUCUGUCUGAAUUUUGGUGGCUACCGAUCUGGCUUGUACAUUGUUAAGACAACUGAAGGAGAGUCGAUAGUUCAACUACUAGACGGCUAUAUUCAACUCAUUCAGCAAACAAUGAAGCAAAAUUCAGUUCUCCCUCCUUCAUCACCCAAUGAGAAGGUUCUUAGUCCUAAGGAGAAAAUGCAGCAAGUGAUUUCUGAAGUUAUCAACAAUGUGUCUCAGUCUCAAAUUGCAUUAGAAACACCAGCUGAAUCAAAAAUAAAGAAAGCAAAGGGUGUUACUAUAGAAACCUCCAAGUUGAAGCUCAGUGCAUUAGUGAGUGCUCUUCUCUAUUCAAGUGCUAUACUCUGGAGGGAAACAAUGUCCAAAAGUUGUGACUACAUUCAAAUCUCUGCUGCAGCAUACAGCUUGGAACCAAUUGUCUCUGCCUUGACUGACUGCUCUAGACUGCUAGCUUCCCUGGGUCUCACAGACAAGGACAGUGUAAGGAUUCUCGGCUCAGCAAAGACUCUCGUUGACACCAUUAGCAGGCUACUGGCACUGGUUAAACAGGAUGAAAGUGUUGAUGAUCAAGUACAAGCUACGUUAGAGGAUGUUGCGUCCAGAGCAACUGAUUUACUGGCGAUAACAGACCUGAAGAAGGGAGUAUCGUAUGGCACAUACCAAUCUGCUGCACCUGUGGUGUUAUCAGUUACAAGCUCUGUAUCCAGGUUCCUUGCCGAGACCAUGAGGAUUAAAGGAACAUGUGGCGAUGAUACUCUAGAAGUGGAAAUCAUGUCCAGUGUGAAGGAUGUCAAGCUGUCUUGUCAAGUCCUAGCUACUUCAUUCACUGUGCUCUCCUCUUGUUCUGAGUCUCCCAUUGGCCAAUCUCUCCUCAUUGAGUCAACACAGGCUGUCAUUGAGUCUGUUCACAGACUAUGCUUUGCAUCUAAGGGUGUGUGCUUGGACGGAGGUUUGAUCAUUGAAAUCGGAGCUUCAGCAUCCACAGUAGCUUCAAAUCUGAACUCCCUGAUUACAAAACUUGGAGCAACAUCCCAGGAAUUUCCGAGACAUCCAUUAGAGAAAUCUUUCACUAGUGUUUUAGCUGAAGCUAGAGUAUUGAAAAGUCUUCUAACAAGAAAGCAGCCCAGGAGAAAGGUUCUAACUCUCACAAAGAGCUUCAUGUUAAAGAUGGCUGCACUGAUCCAAAACCUCAAGUCUUACUACACAAUUAAGGACUUUGAUCGAAAGAGGGAACUGCUCGAUUCGCUUAAAAAGUUGCUGGAUGAGAUUAGUGUCUUGGUUGAAGGUGUGAAGGACACUUUUCUGUCAAAAGUAUCCACUGACGCGGUACUGAGCUAUCUUGACGAAUCAGUGACUACUGUGUCUGUUAUUGUCGAACCGCUCCUGGAGCAAAUCAGAUACACUCAGUUCUCAAAUACGGUGCACACAACAUUCGACAGCACUUUAGUGCUCACAGUCAUCGUAGAAACUGCAGCUGAGCAUUCUGAGUUUAAAACAAUGCUGCUAGAACACUGUAAGAAGGUGGAAGCCAAGUUGCGAGCUGUGCAAGCUGCCUUCGGUACUGAAAACCAUGUUAUUAUGUGGACGGAUAUUAGAGAAAUGUUUCCAUACUUAUCGUCUCUGUGUACCUUCUCAAGAGCACUGGCACAAGAGCUGUAUUCCAAGAAUCAAUACGUUUCAGAAGUGAUUCGCAUGUGGAGCUUUCAUGUUCAGUCUCAACUCUAUGAGCUAAAAUCAAUUCUGUCAAAGAUGAUGAGCUACAGUGGAGGAAGCUUCGAAAUUUGUAGCAAGUCCCUGAAAACUCUGAGAGAAUCUAUCCAGCACCCAUUGAAAUCAACUGACGGACUUGAUGCCUUAUCGUAUGGUCAAACAUGUCACACGUUAGCGCGGUCUUGCAAUGUUUUCAUCUCUCUGGUUUCUGAGUUGACUGAUAGGUCAAGGAAGAAUUUCACCUAUACAGUAUUGGUCUCCCAAACAGAGAAAAUUGUCAAUUCUUUGCUUGGAUUAAGACAAGAUGUAAAGGAGUCGAAGUCGAUGGAACUGGCUGUGCGACUAUUAAAUGAGAUCGAAGGGCUUGGUGAAGAAUUGUUCAACCACUCACCAUUGGACCUUAGGCUAAUUGAUGCACUUCGUAAAACUAUUUUCGAGAUCAGAGUCUGUUUACCUCUUCAUCAAGAAUUCUCAACUACUCUUCAAAAACUCAGAGAAUUUCAAGAUCCUGCAGUUUCAUUCUCCAAGCCACCAGAAGACAUCAGUCUCAUUAAUGCUAUCCGGUCGAUUCAUGCCACCAUUUCAGUAAUCCUUGAUGCUCCCAAUACGUCAUUAGAGGAAAUCAAGGUUUCGUUGACCAAUUUCACAUCUGCUGUUCAGUCAAUUCUUUCCAUUGGUAAAGAGAAAGCUUCUUGCUUAGAUGAUCAGCAUAGGGCAGGUAUACUAGCAAAACUGAAACGACUCUGUAGGAAUUCAUGCCGAAUACUUCACACGGCAACAAGGGUAUGCUAUCAGCCGGGAGUAUGCUCCCUGACAUUGGCGCCAGCUGCUAGGAGUCUUGUAUCAUCACUGACUGACAUUGCUUUAGUUUUAACAAGUUCUGGAACUGAGCGAAAAAACGAAUAUGAUCUUGCUUUAAUGGAAUUAGAGGCUCUUAAUGCAGUGUUUUUGACUGGAAGUAAUGUUAGUGUAACGUAUUCAACCACCAAUUAUUCUGAGUGCUAUGGAGCAAUUGUGCAGCAAGUGAAGAAUAUUUUAGACGUUACAAGUGAGCCCAAAGAGAAAAUGUCAAGUAUUGUACAAGCAGUCAGAAACAUACUUGAUUCUGCGAUAAAGGCUGCAGGUCUAUGUUCACAAAAUUGUGAAAAUCCUUACGCUCAUGAUUAUCACAUGACUGAGUCUCAAAUGAUGAUGUGGAAUGCUCAGUUCCUGGAUAUCUGUGAACAGCUACUUGACCCAUCACUAAACAGUACUCAGCGAUUAACUCUCGAAACAACUAUCUCCAUGGAGCUGAGGUCAAUGAGUAGAGUUAUAGAGUACAUGGCAUCAACUUUGGUUGGCAACAUCAACAGGAGAAAAAUAUUGCAAUGUAUGGAAUAUUUGGCCAUGAGAGUUUCCAAUUACCUUGAAGUCGUAAAGGAGUCCACCUUUGAAAGUGUUAUUUCUGCAACUAGCAGUCUGGUUAACAUGUAUGUUGUCAUGGAGAGUGUGUACAGCACAACAGCAGCUACAGCACUGUCUGUACCCAAUCAAUCCAUCACAGUGGCUUCAAGCAGCGUACUUUCAUCUGCAAUGACAUGGUUGAGGACUGUCCAGUCACCUCAAGAGCAGACUACUAAGCCCAAUGAGGAACUUGCUGCUUUUAGAGAAGAUGUACAGAACUUGGUCACUGCAGUGAGGGAAAAUGUCAUUGGACGACUGAAUUAUGCAAGAUGUUUACACCAAACGGAUUCUUUCAAGACCACUCUAGAUGCUGCUGUCAAUGAGACGACAAAAAGCUCAGAAGGAAUUGUUGGCUCUAGUAGUCUCCACGCCAGUGUGACCAAAGUAAGGAGGAGCUGCUAUCAGAUGGAAAGAAAGUUGAAAUCUAUUCAAUCUCUUCCUCAUGUGGACUGUAUCGGUCAACAGAUUUGUGAGACUACCAUAGAAAUGGAAGUACUGCUGGAAAGUGUGGUUAAGACGUGCUCUCUCACUUCCAAGUCAGAGAACACACUGCUUCUUGUUCAACAUUCAUCCACAUGCUUGGAAGCACUGUCUGAUAUACUACAGUGGUUAAAUGAUUUGGCCUCCGGUGAUAGUGAGUUGAAUGAUAUUGAUCUGUUGAAGUCGAAAAUACAGAAACUCUUGUGUGGUUUGGAUGACCUCAUUUCAUUGACUCUGGCUAUCAGUACCAAAGGAUUUAAUCCAGUGAGUAUCAUGGAAAUCAAAAGAGCUGCCAAGAGAGAUGAGAUUCCACCAUUUGUUUUUGAGGAUACUGACAGUGACAUAUACAUUCAUGCCCAGCUGACAACACAGUGUCAUUUGCUUACCAAAGCAUUAAACUCAAUGAUCACUGAAGAUACAGAGGGACAAAUGGACCUCCAGCUCAGUGUACUAUUGUGUUACAGAGAGAUCUCCAAAAUUGUCUCCAGCAUUCAGGGAGUUGGGGAGGAGGAGCGAGAAUGUUUGCUUCAUAGCAACCAAUCACUGGCUGACACUAUUGCUAUUGUACUGCAAGACAUUGCCAUAUUGUCCUUACAUCCGGAAAACCUAGAAUCGAGAAAGAGCUUGAAAGAAGCUGUUAAAUCAGUUCAAGAAGAUGUAUUUCGUCUUGUACUUCUGGCUCAGUUAAACGAAGAUGGUGCACAAUGGUCUGCCGUUGACAACUUGAGAAGCUGUGUUUCGAAUCUAGACCUCUACUGGGUGUGUUCAACGUAUGCCCAGCAAUCAGAUAUUGAGCAAACUGAUUCUCAAACAAGGAGUUUCACGUCAGACGAUGCACAAGUUUUGCUUGAAGCGGUGAGCGAUCUUGUGAAGGUUAACGAGGAAGACCCAGACAAACUAGUCUCCUCCGUUCUCCAUGUUUCUUACACGGUCUCUUCUAUUUACGAGUCUCUGGAGGAGAGCUAUGCUACUAUGGCACUAAGCAAGUGUGAUUUGCGAAUUAUUACAGCUCUUAGGGAUAUCUCUACUAUCCUCGUUGAUUUGCUUAAGAUGUCCUCUGGGACUUACUCGCUUACUACUGGAAACAUUACAUCUUCUUUGAAGCUAGCUCAGCAAGCUGCAACGUCCCUCCUUGAAACUGUUAAAGAGGAGAAUCAGAAAGCAACAGUAGUGGAUACAAUCACUGCUACAAUCAACCAUGUUGACUACUUACAGACAGUAAUAAAGGCUAAAUUUGACAGUCCUUCGGAAAUGACAUACACAGAUGUGGUUUGCUCAACUACUCUACUAACACUUCUUGCAAAACGAAUGAGGGACACAAUUGAGCGUAGCGGCAGUAUUGAUGAAGUUGUUAUCACCGAGUGUGCUUUGCUGACCAGGCUAACCCUGACAUCACUCGUAUCUGUGUCUUCACGACUUAUCUCUAUUGUGGAAGACCAAACAGAGAAAACAGAAUUGGUCCAAGGAAAGUCUGAGUGUAUCUCUUCGAUUCAGUUUGUGUUGCUUCAACUUAAAACAAAGAUUGUGAGCCCAAAUGAAGUGAGCAUGGAAGUAGUGUCCAGUAGUAUGGAUAACAUCACUUCAUUCUCCCAAGAAAUGCUAGAAGUGUUCGAGAACAUAGGUGGUGCUAUUACUGGUGUUGGACCCUUUCAGCUAAAUAUGUUAGAUUAUUUUCAACCAUGGUCAGGUCAUCAUUACAUCACAGAGGAUGUCGACAGCCCUGAUGGUGAUAACUCUGAUGACCUUGUAAUAGCAAACACAUGUGGUGCUCUUCUACAAGCAUUGCAGUCUCUGGUAACUGUGCCGAUUGGUGAUUCCCUGACUCUAGACAAAAGAUUUUGGGUCCAGUCCCACAUUGCAAUGGUGUCAAGUCUCAAUUUGAAAGUCGAAGGCAAGUCGUUCAAUACACAUUACCUUGCUCGGAUGCUGUUAAAGAUGGUAGCAGAUACUCUCAUACUGUGGAGGGUACUCGAUAUGCCGACUAACAGCGAUUGGUUGGCUCUUGUGACAUCUUCAAAAACUCUUGCCCAAGCAAUAGCAAGAAUGUAACUUUUUUUAUUCACUGUAACUUUUAGAAGAUAAAUCCGAGGUGAAUCUUUCUGGAUCACAAAAUCAUUGCUGUAAUUAUAGAGUGUGUUUUUUAUCACAAUACGGUAGGAAUAUUUGAAUCUAUAAUACUAUUUAACUUGA